Molecule: messenger RNA, 1110 nt
Organism: Ilyonectria robusta
Lineage: Eukaryota; Fungi; Ascomycota; Sordariomycetes; Hypocreales; Nectriaceae
Exons: 2
Coding region: 162-749 (195 amino acids)
Source: RefSeq, a predicted model, not a curated record
AUUACCAAGACCACGCAGGUUGGUUGGCAACGACCGGCGGCAGAGCGGAUGCGAAAGACUGGAACUCGGCGUUAAUCGUGACGAAUACAGGCGGCAAACAUGGAUGCCGCCUCCACCAUGCCAGCGGAUUCCGGCCUCUGUUGCCAGACCAUCGCACGUACAUGACUACAUGGUGGAAUUCGCGGAGAAUAGUGGAUAUGGCAACGAGCGAGCAUGCAACUGCAGCCAGCCGGCGACUUCCAUCAUGUCCUCCCCAUCCUUGGAUCCCGAGUCAGGACUUGCGUAAGGUCCUUGGUAGGGAGGCAAGGAGGGAACCUAGAUCCAGGGAGAUUCGCGCAAGUCGCACGCAUGUCUCGAUUUCGCUCUCGCCUGGAAUCAUGGACCACAUGGACAUGGAUGGUGGACUUGGACUGGAGCGGCCGGACUGGACGGACUGGACUGGAGUGCCGGAAACUUGCCUUGCUUGCAUCUCACCUCACACUCACCACACCGCGGCAGACGCCAGACCAAAAAAAAAGCCAUGGACAAGAAUACGAGAGGGUGUACUCCGUACCGGAACUCGUGGUCGGUGUCUAAUCCGUAGAGUAUUUAGAAAGCUUGCCUCCCCGUCGUGUCCCGAUCUUGAGAAAUCGCUCCCCCUCCCCCUCCGCUUUCCCUUUCCGGCCUGCAUUUUCUGUUUGCUUGGCCUUUGCUUGGUCUUUUGCUCUCAGAACUCUUUUGCUUUAAUUUUCUCUUUGAAUAAACCUUGAAGGGAGUUUGUCUCGGUCACUUAGACUUCCUGCCCAGCCCCGUGGUCGCCUGUCGGUGACGUAGGCGAUAUUCUGGACCGGCGUGAACGACAAUUUGGACCGGCGCCGACUAUCGUCGUCAUUCACUUUCACACGCAGCCCGACCGACGACGACCGAGAAGCGAUCGAUUAAUAGAGCCCACGUGCGGCCCCAAGCAAAAGACGCAAAAAUCAGAAAGGCCACCACGACGCCGGCCUCGAGAGAUUCCACAUCGUCGGAUCUGCUUCCUCCGCGCGUUGUCUGUCUUGUCCCCCCGCCGCCGCCGGAUCACAACCCUGCCGGGAACCUGGGCGACAGCUUAUCAGAAACCUGCUCUAACGC